Monoraphidium neglectum is the source of this 795-nucleotide messenger RNA. RefSeq lists its product as hypothetical. The record is from RefSeq and is a predicted model, not a curated record. Gene Ontology annotation, molecular function: RNA binding. Gene Ontology annotation, cellular component: ribonucleoprotein complex. The transcript has 5 exons. The coding region runs from base 1 to 795 and encodes 264 amino acids. NCBI's taxonomy places the organism in Eukaryota, Viridiplantae, Chlorophyta, Chlorophyceae, Sphaeropleales, Selenastraceae.
AUGCCACAGGUUGAGUCCCUAUUUCGGUCUUAUGGGGACGUCGUGUCCACGCGCCUCGUGCGUGCGUCGCGGCUGGGCGGCGCCACCAAGACUUUCGCCUUUGUGAAGCUGGGAGACGUGCAGCAAGCGAUGGCAGCCAUACGGGCGCUCAACCAGACGCCGUGCGGCGGCCUUGGGCUGUUAGAGGUCAAAUUUGCGGACGCUGACGCCGGCGACCGCAACCCCGAGCUGCGGGCGCCGCCCAGCGAUAACGUCUACGCCAAGAACCUGCCGGGCAGCUACUCGGAAGACGACCUGCGGGCACUGUUCGCGCAAUAUGGGGACGGCGCAGGCGCGCUGGUGCGGCUCGGCUCGGUGGCGGACGCGCAGCGCGCCAUCGCGGCGCUGCACAACCAGCGGCUGCCAGACUCCAAGGCGCCGCUGGUGGUGCGCUUCGCCGACAGUGCCGACCACAAAGCCAAAAAGGCCGCUCGGAUGGGCCGCGCCUACAACCGCUGGGCCGCCUCCGUCGGCGCCGGCGGCGGCGGCGGCGGCGCCGACCGGGGGCGGCGGCCCAGCAACCUGGCAAGGUACGCCAGCGGCAGUGUCGGGAGCGGCAGCGACUUGGGGGAGGUGCUCGGCGGCGCCGUGCCCGGCUUCGGCGGCGGGGGCUUCGGCGUGCGCGAGCGGGACAGCAGCAUCUACAUCAAGUAUCUUCCGGAGGAGACCGACAAGCUCUUUCUGUAUGAGAAGUUUGCUCCCUUCGGCGCGGUGCACAGCGUCAAGAGGCGGCGCUGCGCGCUGUGCGUGCUAUGA